AUGUCCUCGACGCCAAUGGACCUUGAUCGCCCAGCUGCGGCCGGUACCAGCGCCACCUUCACACCCUCCCUCAACAUCCACAGGACACUGGGUGCCGGUGCCACGACUACCACGCCCAUAACCGACAUAAUCUCUACAUUUCGACCGACCAAGUUGUUUCGGCGCGACGACAUCAAGGAUGACCGCGCGCAACCACACGUCCAAUCCAUCGACUAUAACGAUGACGGCGACCUGGUCAUGACGGCAGCCAGCGACGAGACGAUACAGAUAUACAAUGUCAAGGAGGGCCGUCACGAGAAGAGUCUCCUGAGCAAGAAAUACGGGCACGAGGGUACGGUAACGUGCCUAGCGGUCCACCCAGGCAACGACAGCUUCAUAUCGUGCUCGCAGGACAACACGGUGCGUAUAUGGGACACGCAGACUAAGAACUGGCAAGGUCAGCUGAACCUGCGAUCGCCGACGCUGGCCGCGCACGACCCGUCGGGCACCGUCUUCGCCGUGGCCUGCCCCAGUGCCGGCACCGUGCUCCUGUACGACGCGCGCAACUUCGACAGGGCGCCCUUCGCCACCGUUGACGUGAUCGAGCAGGUGCGGUCCAUCGACGCGGCCAACCUCGUACGCGGCUGGACGAAGCUCGACUUCUCCAACGACGGUAACUCCCUCCUCCUGGGGACCAACGGGAACGGCCACUUCCUUCUCGACGCUUUUGACGGCUCCCUGAAGGCCUACCUGCGCAAGUCAGCGGGCGCCGUUGCCGGGACUAUCAGACCGGCCCCCGGCGAUUCGACCCCAACCUCGGUCGCAAUCGACAGCAGCGGCGACUGCUGUUUCACACCGGACGGACGCUUUGUCAUCAGCGGCGCGUCCAGAGACGUGCUCGUCUGGGAUGUCAGGGCCACCCCGAACGAACACAAGAUGCUCGAACCUACGUAUACCCUCAACGAUAAGAACAAUGCCGCCGUCGUGGCUUUCAAUCCUAGGUACAACUUCUUUGCUACGGCCGAUCAGGAGCUUGCAUUUUGGCUACCUGAUCCGCAUAGCUAG
Messenger RNA from Geosmithia morbida, 1044 nucleotides. Its product is annotated as COMPASS component SWD2. NCBI's taxonomy places the organism in Eukaryota, Fungi, Ascomycota, Sordariomycetes, Hypocreales, Bionectriaceae. The coding region runs from base 1 to 1044 and encodes 347 amino acids. Gene Ontology annotation, cellular component: Set1C/COMPASS complex. The transcript is spliced from 3 exons. Gene Ontology annotation, molecular function: chromatin binding; protein binding. The record is from RefSeq and is a predicted model, not a curated record.